Toxotes jaculatrix (banded archerfish) is the source of this 1692-nucleotide messenger RNA. It is a transcript of the gene tmem200b, whose product is annotated as transmembrane protein 200B. The coding region runs from base 1 to 1257 and encodes 418 amino acids. Lineage: Eukaryota; Metazoa; Chordata; Actinopteri; Toxotidae. The record is from RefSeq and is a predicted model, not a curated record. The transcript has a single exon.
AUGAAGACCCAGAAGGCCCGAGGUGUUAAACAAACGUCGCCUUCCUGCCGACGGAAGUCUCGCUUCACCUUACGAGGCAGAAAGAAGAAGGACAGUGUGAUACAAGGCAAGCUUCGCAUCCGCUCCAUGCCCGGAGCCUUCCUGGUGCUGGGGGUCCUCGUAGUGGUCGUUGGCACCGCUCUUGCGGUGGCAGGUUACUGGCCCUACCGGAUAUCAAGGUCGUCCAUCCUGGAGGCUGCAGAAGGGGAGAGUAUUUCUGAGUCGCAGACUUCUAGUUGGAGUCUGGGAGCUAAGGGCCUCCUGUCCACAGCCAGCCUCAUUCACAGUGAACGGAUGAAGCUGCUGGGGCCUGUCAUCAUGGGGGUGGGACUCUUCAUCCUCAUUUGUGCCAACACUGUCCUGUAUGAGAACAGGGACAGGGAGACUCAGAUGCUGCUGGCUCAGAUGCGCAGCGUUAUCUGCUCUGUGUCUGCAGCUGUGCCCUCAGCAGACCUUAAAGAAAUAGCAGCGGCCAACUCGAUGGCCAAACACUACCAGUGGGUGAGCAGUUUACCAGCUGCCCACCUCAACAUCCUCUGUCUGCAGCAGCUGGCCAGCUCUGAGCCACUGCUCCAGACCAGACAACCCACAGACCACGAGGAGAGCGUGGAGGGCAUCUACCAGCAAGCUGUUCUCCAGACAGAAGCCCUCCACCACCAGAAAUCAGAGCCUCCGCCUUCCCUCUGCUCCUCGCACUCCAGUUCAUGUAACUCCAGUCAGACAGACUUCAUCACACAGCCGGGUGCUGAGCACAGGGGCAAAGCCAGCUUCAUUAUGCAGCCUGUCCCAUUCGUCAAGCUCAACAGCAGCCUGGUGUCUGCCAGUUCCAUGUCCACCCUGGGGGUGGACGAGGUGGAUACCCCAGCCGCCCAGCCGAGGCGCUGCCACAGCAUGAGCUACAGGACUAAACCUUACGUAGCCCAAACCGGUGUGUGUCUGGAGGAAGGACUCCACAAACCUGGAAAGGAGGGUCAAGUAAAUCCGCUAAUAGUCGCGAGGAGAGAGGCUGGUUCACAGGUUUGCGUGGACAUCUUGGGGCAGACUGUGGAAGCCAUUGAGGAGCAGACUCACCGAAGCUGGCCUCGGCUCGACCUGGGCAGCGGAAGACGAUACCUGAAACUAGAAAACAAAGAGGACUCGGUGGAUAAACUGCUGGACCAGUUAGAGCAGCAGUGUUCUCAGUGGGAUAAGAGUUUUGGCUCUGGGCCUUUUCAGUGAUGGUUGGAUUAAAACAACUGCACUAUAUAUUUUUGGUUUGAAAUUUUACGUGAGGUGGAGAGGAACUGAGCCCUGGAUCGUUUGGAGUACAGUAUUUCUCACAAGGAUCUUCCAAAACUUGAGCUUGUUUUCAGUCUCCAGUGGAAUAUUGACACACAGGGAUUGUGGUUUUUGCUCAGCAGGAUUUAGCAGACGUUUAUAUAAUUGAAAGAGAAUGAACUAUAUGCAGAUCCUGCGCUGUCAGAGAUGGGCAAAGCAAUUGGACACACUGUUUUACUUGGGCUUUACUUGGCAAGAAAUGAACCUGGAUCUCAGUGCCAAAAUGCCUAUUUGCCUAUUAUUUCCAGGACACUGCCUGCACAAUCCAAAUGAAGAAGAGAUAUCAAGGGUGCAGGAGGAUGGAGGACUGUGUUCAAUGUGCAAUCAGUAUUAUUU